AUUACACGACAAACAUCCUAAAAAGGAAUAUUCUUGAAAUAAAAUGCGGAAAUUUUCAAUAGCGUUGAGCGGUAUUUUACUAUUAUUUUAUAUUACUCCCAGUCUGAGUAGAGCUUCGAAUGAUUCGCAGCCAUCGUCCAAUUGUCCACGCAUCAAACUCAAACGUCAAUGGGGUGGCAAACCAAGUUCGAUCAUCAAUUAUCGUCCCGUCCCGGUGAAAUAUGUCAUUAUCCAUCACACGGUCACAAAGGAAUGUUUCAAAUUCUUGGAAUGUGCGGAAAUUUUACAAAAUAUGCAACAUCAUCAUUUGAACACAUUGGAUUUCGAUGAUAUCGGUUACAACUUCCUUAUCGGCAACGAUGGUGUAAUUUAUGAAGGCACUGGUUGGUAUGUUAGAGGUGCUCACACCUAUGGUUACAAUCAAAAUGGCACCGGCAUUGCAUUCAUUGGCAAUUUUAUGGAAAAACUACCCAAUCGCAAAGCACUGAAGGCAGCCAAGGAACUUCUGGCAUGCGGUGUCGCCACAGGUGCUUUGGAUCCCAACUAUGACCUUUUGGCAGCAACACAAGUUUCAUCCACCAAAAGUCCAGGUCUGACGUUAUACAAUGAAAUACAAGAAUGGCCUCAUUGGUCACCGAAUGCGUCGAAUAAAAAAUGAUAAAUUUGCAACGAAAAUUUCCCCCAAAAAGACUGGGAAUAGUUAAAUAGGUUUAAAGUUUGAUAUAUAAUAUUAUACUCUUAGCUGUAAAUAAAAAUUAUUUAUGUAAAA
Musca domestica (house fly) is the source of this 769-nucleotide messenger RNA. Its product is annotated as peptidoglycan-recognition protein SA-like. Lineage: Eukaryota; Metazoa; Arthropoda; Insecta; Diptera; Muscidae. The record is from RefSeq and is a predicted model, not a curated record. Gene Ontology annotation, molecular function: zinc ion binding; N-acetylmuramoyl-L-alanine amidase activity; peptidoglycan binding. Bases 44 to 658 code for a protein of 204 amino acids. Gene Ontology annotation, biological process: innate immune response; peptidoglycan catabolic process. The transcript has 3 exons.